Batrachochytrium dendrobatidis JAM81 is the source of this 252-nucleotide messenger RNA. RefSeq lists its product as uncharacterized. Lineage: Eukaryota; Fungi; Chytridiomycota; Chytridiomycetes; Rhizophydiales. The record is from RefSeq and is a predicted model, not a curated record. The transcript has 2 exons. Bases 1 to 252 code for a protein of 83 amino acids.
AUGGCUGCCCACAGACAUAUCCCCCUCAUUCGAUUUCUAGGUUCUCGAAAGAAUAUCACUCAUACUCCAAAUGCCUCUACUAUCUCUUCAAAUCCCGUCUUACCAACAGUCUCGAUGAACAAAACCGGUCGAGUUAUUUCAUACGAAUGGCUAUCACAGCUACCUGGUCGCUACCAACCACUACCAUUCUCUGAUGCCGAACUGCAAGCGAUUGAUGCUGGCGGUGCUGGCUAUCAUAUUCGUCACGUAUGA